AUGGCGCCCGUCCCGGACGUUCAAUUAAUCGAGUUCAAAACCCUGGACGGCUUGAUGCUGCGUGGGUCAUACUAUGCCGCACUGCAGAGAGCACCAGCGGUGGUUAUGACACCCGGCUUCAAUUGGCCCCGCGAGUUCCUCGUGACCGACGUAGCUCUGCAGUUCCAACUGGCCGGCAUCAACGCCCUCGUGUUCGACCCGCGCUGCAUCGGGGCCAGCGACGGCCUCCCGCGCAACGACAACGACCCCUGGGCGCAGAUCGGCGACUACCACGACGCCGUGACCUGGAUCAAGGCGCAGCCGACCGUCGACCCGUCCGCCGUCGGCCUGUGGGGGUACAGCAUGUCGGGCAUCCUGGCCGUGUCCGCCGCGGCCGUCGACGUGCGCCGCGUCAAGUUCGCCAUCGCCAUGUGCCCGGCCUGCGUCUUCAGCAUGCCGUCGCUGCGCGGCGUCCUGGCCAAGGCCAUGCAGGACCGCGAGUCGCGCCUGCGCGGCAACGAGCCCUACUACGUCAGCACCCUCGACCGCCACGGCUUCACGCCCGGCGGGCUCAAGACCAACUGGGACACCGCCGACAUCCAGCGCCUCGAGAGGAUGAUCGAGGAGGGCAAGGCCAUGGGCGUCAGCAGCACCGCCACCAUACAGUCAUACGCCCGCGUGCCGUUCUUCGACCCGCGCGGUGCCUUUCAUCUGCUCGAGGGCAGGCCCGUCUUGGUCAUCUCGGGCGCCAAGGACUCCAUCUCACCGCUGCAUGUGCAGAAGGAGUGGCUACUGAGUCGGCUGCCGGAGCCAAAGGAGCACCAUGUGGAAUCUGCCGGGAGCCAUAUGGAUAUGCUGAGUGGUGAACUCUUUCCCAAGAUUAUGGAGUGUGUCGCCGACGUUGCUUACAAUCUCUUCUUCCACCCCUUACGCAAAAUCCCCGGUUCCAAACUCCACGCCGCCACACGCCUCUUCAAGGAUGUGCGACUUCUCCGAGGCACAUUUGCCGAGUCUGCAAAGAGGCUGCAUCUGAAGUAUGGCGAGGUUGUGCGGGUCGCUCCCAACGAGCUGUCGUACAUUGAUCAUGUGCUCCUGGUAUCCGGAGAGGGGGAGAUGAAAAAGGAAUUCUUCGGCGUCGCCAAAAAGGCGCAACCAAGCCAAGCACCAACCGGAGCCCAGGACGGCGGAUCCACGGUCGAAUCCCUGGCCAUCAUGUCGAAAAAGAACGACCACGACCGGUUCCGACGCCUGUUCCAACCGGCGUUCACUGGAGUCGCCCUCAAAGCGCAACAGCCGCUCAUCGCCAGCUGCGCCGACCUUGCCGUCGCCCGCCUGGCCGAGGCGCACGCGGCCGGCGACAGCGUCGACGUUACUGAGCUGACGACUUACUUCUCCGUCGACCUCAUGAGCGAGCUGGUCUUUGGACACUCGCUGGGUCUGCUCGAUGGCGACCUGCAGUACGUGGGCUGGGUUCGCGCCAUGCUGAGCGGCUUGAAGUGGGUGGUGUUGACGGCCGUACUGAUGCAGGUGCCCCUCCUCGGCUCAUUGCUGCAAGCGCUGGCCACGGGACCGAUGAAGGGCAUCGUCGGGGCGCACUAUCGCCUCGCCUCCGAGCUGGUCGAUCGCCGCCUGGAUCAGAAGCCUGAACAGACCAGUAAACCUGACAUCUGGAGCUUUGUGAUUGGGCGACAGCAGCAACAGCAGCAGCAGCAGCAGCAGCAAAACACGGAAAAGGAGGUCAAGGGCCUGACCCGCGACGAGAUGCACGUCGCCGCAAGCAUGCUAAUGAUAGUAGGGACCGAGACGACGUCCACCACCUUGUGCGGGCUGAUGUACUACCUGGGCCAAGAGGCCAACCGCCACGUGCACGACAUGCUGGCUCGCGAGGUCAGGUCGACCUUUCGAAGCAGUGAGGAAAUCCAGAACGACCCCGGACUACUGGCGCGGAUGCCCUACCUCAACGCAGUCCUGCAGGAGGGUUUGCGCAUGUACAUGCCGGGCGGCAUCACACCGCGCCUUGUGCCCAGCGCUGGGGCUACUAUUUGCGGCGAGUUCAUUCCCGGGGGUACUAGAGUUGCAUACCAUUCUCAGGCCGCUUUCAACAGCCCCAUCAACUUUACUCGGCCAGACAAGUUCCUACCCGAAAGAUGGCUCAACCCGGAUGACCCCGAGUUCGUCGCGGAUCGCAGAGAGGUUGUGCAGGCUUUCUCGGUCGGGACACGCUCUUGCACCGGGAAAAAUCUCGCCUGGGCCGAGCUUCGCAUGUUCGUCGCCAAAGUCAUUUGGCAUUUUGACGUGACCCUCUGUCCCGAGUCCGAAACCUGGACCACAGGACAAAAGACGUACAUAUCGUACCAGAAGACCCCCAUGAUGUGUAGGUUCAGCCCGGCCGCCGCAAGGGUGUUCAGCUCCGUUACUGCUCUUGACGUUGCCCUCGACAAACAUGAAAGUGCCCGCCACGACCUCGAGUCCAUUCUUUGCCAUGAACACGCCCGUGUCGAAGCCCAUGCGGUCGAUUAUGUGCUGCAUCUCGCCGCCAAACUGUCCCACGUUGCCCUCGUAGUGCGCCUUGAGCGUGUCCGGGUCCAGCACGGCGGGCGGGCCGGCCGUCUUGUGCUUGAACAAGAGGAACGUGUAGCGGCUGGGGCGGGACUCGCCGACCACGAGGUGCGCGGCCAGCGGUGCGGGCCCGACGUAGGGGGAGAUGGUGGUCGCCUCGUUGAUGACGACGUUGCCGUCCCUGGACACCUUCACCUUGGGCACCAGCCAGUGGCGCACUUGGCCAAAGGUGCGGUCGUUGUAGUGCGUCAGGUCGGGGUCCACCAUCAGGAGCACGUACUCUUGUGUUUCGGCAUCUUCCUCUGGCUGAUGGCAGGGUUUGGAGGGAGAGUUAGUAUGCUGGUGUUUUCAAGUGGUCACUAG
Molecule: messenger RNA, 2901 nt
Organism: Pyricularia pennisetigena
Lineage: Eukaryota; Fungi; Ascomycota; Sordariomycetes; Magnaporthales; Pyriculariaceae
Exons: 7
Coding region: 1-2901 (966 amino acids)
Molecular function (GO): monooxygenase activity; hydrolase activity; heme binding
Source: RefSeq, a predicted model, not a curated record